Molecule: messenger RNA, 7341 nt
Organism: Lampris incognitus (smalleye Pacific opah)
Lineage: Eukaryota; Metazoa; Chordata; Actinopteri; Lampriformes; Lampridae
Gene: clasp2
Product: cytoplasmic linker associated protein 2
Exons: 42
Coding region: 763-5340 (1525 amino acids)
Biological process (GO): mitotic spindle assembly
Cellular component (GO): mitotic spindle; microtubule organizing center; cytoplasmic microtubule
Molecular function (GO): microtubule binding
Source: RefSeq, a predicted model, not a curated record
CAAGCAGACUGUUAAGGGGGAAGGGUUUUGCGUUAGAAAACCUUCUCGCCGAGGCGAUUGUUCCCAGGAUAAGAGAACCCGCGGACCGGGAGACGGGUGGGGGAAGUGUUGUCCUCGGAGUUUUCUGCGACUUGGCCGCCGACGGGAGUCCACGGUUGACCGCUUGGGAUUACUUGGCGGCCCGCGCUGAUGGAUACAAAAGCGGAGUGAAGCCAGGCGGCAGGCCUGCCAAACACCACCAGUUUAGCUUACUUAGCUUAGCUCGCCGCGUUCCACAGCUGUCUUUGCGUGUUGGGGUCGCUGCGCUUAGCCGGGUCACUGUUUUCGUUAGCUUACCAGCGAAGCAACCACGUUGCUAGCCUUUUAUUUUUAUUUUUUAAUGUGGCUCUGUUUACGAAAUUCCCUUUAGUGCGCCCCUCGGAACUUCCUUAAAGUUAACUUAGGGUUGCUUGUUUUGGACGUUGGGAAGCUGACACGCUACUACGGCAUUGUGCGAACAAAGUAAAAGAAAAAAAAUUUAAAGUUGAUCUUUGGACUCAUGCGGAGGAGGGGUCCUCUCUCCAGUCAGUCUCUUUACUGUGGGUUGGAUAUUCCGGGUCAGACAAUCAGUUAGCCGCCGGCCGAACCGGGUAUCCACUCUUGCUCUUUACGAGAGCACAGUUUUUACCCCUUCCUCGGCCCUCAGCCUCUCGUCGUGUUGACCAGUGUCUUGUCCUGUCUGCGGCUGGCCACGAUAGCUGGCCACACGGCACUGGGUGCCCAAUGGAGGAACAUGACAACAUGGAGUACUUUUACCAGCAGGUACUGCAGAAGGACGUUACCCGCAGGCUGCAGGUCGGCCAGGACCUCAUUGACUACCUAAACGAUCCGCAGCGAUCCCUGGACGUUGAGCAGGAUAAACCCCGGCUCGAUAAGACGAUCGACGAGCUAGCAGGAUGGGUGAACUCCAGCAAUUUCAAGGUGGCGUUAUUGGGGAUAGACAUCUGUGCGACGUUUGUGGACCGCUUGGGGGAGAGGUUCAAAGGUUACCUGGGCACAGUUAUACCGGCGCUGGUGGAUAGGCUGGGCGAUGGAAAGGACCAGGUCAGAGACAACAGCCAAGCUCUCAUCCUCCGCUGUAUGGAGCACUCUGCCUCGCCCAUGUACGUUUGGGAGAGGCUGAUCCCUGGUUUCAAACACAAGAACUUCCGCAGUCGAGAAGGUGUCUGCCUCUGCCUCAGUGCCACCCUCAGCACGUUUGGUGCCCAGCCAUUGAGCCUCAGUAAAAUAGUUCCUCAUCUCUGCACUCUUACUGGGGACCAGAACCCACAGGUGCGUGAGGCCUCGAUAGCAGCGCUGGUGGAUGCAUAUCGCCACGUGGGGGAGAGAGUGAGAGCAGAUCUGGGGAAGAGAGGAUUGCCUGCUGCCCGGUUACAGACGAUAUUUGGUCGUUUUGAUGAAGCGUUGAAUUCGGGCAACAUGGCACUCAGCCCCAGUCACGAUCGUAGCUUUGAAGACGAUGACAGCGUGGACGGGAAUCGUUCCUCUUCAACCCAGGCGGCCUUCAAAGUCCCCAAAGUCCCCAAAAAGCCCGGAGAGUCUUCAGCCGCGCGCAGGCCCAGCGCCACCGGUGGCAAGCUAGUAUCGAAGGAAGGUGCAGGAGGCAUAGAUGAGGAGGACUUCAUUAAAGCCUUCACUGAUGUCCCUACUGUACAGAUCUACUCAGCCAGAGAUCUAGAGGACAACCUCAAUAAGAUCCGUGAGAUCUGCUCGGAUGACAAACACGACUGGGACCAGAGAGCUAUCGCUAUUAAGAAGAUUCGCUCACUGCUGGUCGCGGGUGCGGCCGACUACGACUGUUUCUACCAGCACCUACGGCUUCUAGAUGGAGCCUUCAAGCUUUCGGCUAAAGACCUGCGUUCACAGGUGGUGCGAGAAGCUUGCAUCACUGUGGCCCACCUGUCGUCAGUGUUGGGGAACAAGUUUGACCAUGGGGCAGAGGCCAUUGUCCCCGUCCUUUUCAACCUUAUCCCCAACUGCGCCAAAGUCAUGGCCACCUCUGGAGUGUCAGCAAUCCGCUUCAUCAUACGGCACACCCAUGUCCCCAGGCUUAUUCCCCUCAUCACCAGUAACUGUACAUCAAAGUCUGUGGCAGUCAGAAGACGCUGUUAUGAUUUUCUGGACCUGCUCUUACAGGAGUGGCAGACCCACUCUCUGGAGAGGCACAUAGCAGUUCUUGUGGAGAGCAUCAAAAAGGGAAUCCGAGAUGCAGACUCAGAGGCCAGGGUGGAGGCUCGCAAGGCCUACUGGGGUCUGAGGAACCAUUUUCCAGCAGAAGCUGAUGCCCUGUACAACUCCCUGGAGCCUUCAUACCAGAGGACCCUGCAGUCGUGUCUGAAGAGCUCAGGCAGUGUGGCUUCCCUGCCUCAGAGCGACCGUUCCUCCUCUUCCUCCCAGGAGAGUCUCAAUCGGCCUCUGUCCUCUAAAUGGUCAGCCGCCCCAGGGAGAGUCCCCGUGGGUUCAAAGAGCGGCGUGUCGCCAGCCUCUCUGCAGCGUUCCCGCAGCGACGUGGAUGUAAACGCAGCAGCGGUAGCUAAGCGCCGGCACAUCGGACAGGCCGGGGGGGCAGGGAGACUGCCCCCUGGCUCCUACUCGUCACUGGGGCGCCUGCGAACCAAACAGCCUCUGUCCACACCCAGUGGAGCGACUAGCCAGGUGGACUCCCGGGGACGCAGUCGCACCAAGAUGGUGUCCCAGUCACAACCGGGCAGUCGGAGCGGCUCUCCGGGUCGUGUGCUGACCAGUACAGCCCUGAGCACCAUGGGCUCUGGGGCACAGAGAGUGCUGGCCGGGGCAGGAGGGGCAAGCCAUAGACGUAGUCGCAUCCCCCGUAGCCAGGGCUGCUCCAGAGACUCUUCCCCCACCCGCCUGUCUGUUGCUCCCUCCAGCAUUAGUUCCAUCUACAACGGUGCAAGCCGAGGAGCCCGGGGCAGUCGUAUCCCUCGGCCCAGUAUGAGUCAGGGCUGCAGCAGAGAAGCCAGCAGGGAGAGCAGCCGGGACACCAGCCCCGUACGCUCCUUCACACCCCUUGCAACACGGAGCUACUCUCGCUCCACCGGAGCUCUCCACACACCUGACGCUUUUGGGGCUGCAGGAUCAGGGUUUGGCAUCAGCCAGUCCAGUCGCCUGUCUUCGUCAGUCAGUGCCAUGAGGGUCCUCAACACAGGUUCAGAUGUGGAGGAGGCUCUUGCAGACGCACUGCUGUUGGGAGACAUGCGGUCUAAGAAGAAGCCAGCACGGCGGCGGUACGAAAAUUACGGCAUGUACUCCGAUGACGAUGCCAACAGCGACGCGUCCAGCGCCUGCUCGGAGCGAUCUUACAGCUCGCGGAAUGGAGGAGCCAUCCCCACCUACAUGAGACAGACGGAGGACGUUGCUGAGGUCUUGAACCGCUGUGCCAGUGCCAACUGGUCUGAGAGGAAGGAGGGGCUUCUGGGUCUGCAGGCACUGCUCAAGAACCAGCGCACCCUUAGUCGAGUGGAGCUGAAGAGACUAUGUGAAAUCUUCACAAGGAUGUUUGCGGACCCUCACAGUAAGCGAGACUCCGGCAGGGUGUAUGGAAUGGCAGAAUCCGGUAUAAGCUCAGCCUCCUUCAAGAGAGUGUUCAGCAUGUUCCUGGAGACACUGGUGGACUUUAUCCUGGUCCAUAAGGAUGACCUGCAGGACUGGCUGUUUGUGCUGCUUACCCAGCUGCUGAAGAAGAUGGGAGCUGAUCUACUGGGUUCUGUACAGGCCAAAGUCCAGAGAGCUCUGGACAUCACACGAGAGUCUUUCCCCAAUGACCUCCAGUUCACCAUCCUCAUGCGGUUCACUGUGGACCAGACACAGACCCCUAACCUCAAGGUGAAGGUGGCCAUUCUGAAGUAUAUUGAGACACUGACGUUACAGAUGGAGGCGCCAGACUUUGUCAACUCCAGCGAGACACGGUUGGCCGUUUCCCGCAUCAUCACGUGGACCACUGAACCGAAGAGCUCUGAUGUCCGGAAGGCAGCCCAGUCGGUGCUGAUUUCCCUGUUCCAGCUCAACACUCCAGAGUUCACCAUGCUGCUGGCAGCCCUGCCCAAAACCUUCCAGGAUGGAGCCACCAAGCUGCUCCAAAACCACCUGAGGAAUACUGGCAAUAGUGCACAGGCACCGAUGGGAAGCCCGCUAACACGUCACACCCCUCGAUCCCCAGCCAGCUGGUCCAGUCCGCUCACCUCCCCCACCAACACCUCUCAGAACACCCCUUCACCAAGUGCGUUUGAUUACGACACCGAGAACAUGAACUCGGAAGACAUCUACAGCUCUCUGAAAGGUGUUACAGAGGCCAUCCAGAACUUUAGCGUCCGCAGCCAGGAGGACAUGAACGAACCAAUCAGACGAAGGGAAGGAGAGGAGGGAGGCAGUGGGACAGACAGCAAAGCAGCAGACACAGUGGACGGCGGUCGUAUGGCGCUGGACAACAAAACGUCCCUCCUUAACACCACUCUGCUCUCCUCCAGCCCCAGAGGGGCCCGCGACCCUUUCUCUGACUCCCCUUUCAAACACAUCCUCAAAGACACUAGCCUAGACGACUCUGAGCAGCUGACUGACGACAGCAGCCUGGACCAGUCAGAGUUGGUGGCUGAGCUACUAAAGGAGUUAUCCAAUCACAAUGAACGUGUGGAGGAGAGGAAGGCGGCGCUGUGUGAGUUGCUAAAGCUGAUUCGUGAGAACACCCUGCAGGUGUGGGACGAACACUUCAAGACGAUCCUGCUCCUGCUGCUGGAGACGUUGGGUGACAGAGAGCAUGUGAUCCGGGCUCUGGCUUUGAGAGUGCUGAGGGAGAUUCUCAGCAAGCAGCCCUGGAGGUUUAAGAACUACGCCGAGCUCACAAUAAUGAAGGCCUUGGAGGCACACAAAGACCCUCACAAGGAGGUAGUACGAGCGGCGGAGGAGACAGCGGCUAUGUUGGCAUUGUCCAUCAGCCCAGACCAGUGUGUCAAGGUGCUAUGUCCCAUCAUCCAGUCAGCUGACUACCCCAUCAAUUUAGCGGCCAUCAAGAUGCAGACAAAGGUCAUUGAGAGGGUCCCCCGCGACUGCCUAGUGAGCAUGCUUCCUGAGAUAGUGCCAGGGUUAAUACAGGGUUAUGACAACUCUGAGAGCAGUGUGAGGAAAGCCUGCGUGUUUUGCCUGGUGGCCAUCUAUUCAGUCAUAGGCGAAGACCUCAAACCACACCUCAGCCAACUUUCCAGCAGCAAGCUGAAGUUGUUGAAUCUGUACAUCAAGCGUGCCCAGUCUGGCUCCAGCGGUAGCGAACCCCCGUCUGAAGGCCUAUAGGAGAGACAGCAUUCCCAACUAGCUGACCACAGAACUGCAACUCUGCCCACAGAACAAAAUGCACAUAUACAUGUGAAUUCUCACCCAAACAGGCACAUGAGCAAAAUACACAUCCUAACGCAUUUACACAAAAGCAAACCUACACAGGCGCAGACACACUAGCAUUCAUUUGUGCAGAUAUGGAGGCGCAAAUAUACUCAAUGACACACACACACACACUUUGCUGGAAUCCCCCUCUGUCUUCAUAUGUAUCCUGCCCCAGUGCUAAAUGAGAGUUGUGGUGCAGAGGAGUGUUGUAGCUCACCGGAGCAAUGUCGAGGAUUUUCCCUGGUCUCUGGCUUUUGGACUAAACUCCUCCUGACCCUUGGAUCCCCCUGCUCCACAGACAUCUAUACACACACACAUAAACACAUACGCACACAUGCUGGCACAACACCCAUAUUCCACCCUGGUUUGUCAUUAAAACAUCCUAAAAUGAAGUUAUUUAACUAACAUCUCCGCCUUCUUUAUUUCCGUUGGCCCUCCUGAAAACAACAGUAUGCCCUUUGACCUCCAUUUCUUUAGCAACAGAGAAGAAAGGGUGGUGGGGUUGGCUUUGUCCUUGGAGGAGGUUUAGGGUCACAAAAUCCACGAGACAUACAGGACAGGCCAGUGUGUUUAUUCUUUAACAGUGGGUUCCAGGGACCAGGUUGCGAGGGGUGUAUAUUAACGUUGGCUCACAGUGAAGGUAUGUUAAGGGCAAUGCGGUUUAACUGCAGAGGCUUCUUUUUUAUUUUUUGGGACCCCCCCCCCCUUUCUCCCCAGUUGUAUCCGGCCAAUUACCCCACUCUUCCGAGCCGCCCUGAUCUCUGUUCCACCCCCUCUGCCGAUCCGGGGAGGGCUGCAGACUACCACAUGCCGCCUCCAAUACAUGUGGAGUCACCAGCCACUUUUCACCUGACAGUGAGGAGUUUCACCAGGGGGACAUAGCGCAUGGGAGGAUCAUCCUAGUUCCCCCUCCCCUCCGAACUGGCACCCUGAUCAACCAGAGCAGGCGCUAGUGCAGCGACCAGGACCCAUACCCACAUCCGGCUUCCCACCCGUAGACACAGACAGUUGUUUCUGUAGGGACGCCCGACCAAGCCGGAAGGUAACACGGGGACUUGAACCGCCGAUCCCUGUGUUGGUAGGCAACGGAAUAGACCGCCACACCACCUGGACACCCAACUGCAGAGGCUUCUAAAGUCUGCAGUAUUCACAAACACAUACUCUCUCUCUCUCCACCUCCCGCUCUUGCUCUCAAAAGGUGCUGAUUAGCCCAAGAUACGACCCAACCCAGUACAGGACUAAUGCUCAUAAGCACGCGACACAGCAGGUCAUGCCUGCUCACAGUACUUACAUUGGCAGAGUCCGAAGUAUAGGAGGUGUUAUGUGCUUGGCUAUGCAUGAGACAAAUUUUAAAGAACUUUUUAUCUGGGUCUGGCCUGCAGUCACAUUAAGGAAAAUUUUUAAAUUUAACAUGAACAGUGUCCACCCCUUUCAGAAAAGCCUGUGGUGCCCUCCGUAGCUCCUAACUUGUCUUGGGUCGGUGUACCCUAUGACAGGCUGUGGAGGAAUUUGGAUGGGUGGUCCUUACUCCAUGAAGAAUGACUGGACAUGGCUUAUUAUUGUCACAUAGUGGAUAUGUAUCUAUAUAUAUUAAAAGGAAAUAUCCAGUAACGGUGUCAUUUAGGAGAGUCCCUGGAGGAGAGGGGGGCACGCGCGCACCUGUGCCCAUCAUUGACUUGAUUUUUCUCUGUUGCGCGUGCCGUAGUCUCUCACAAAUUGGUUUCUCUUUGCUGAGAAAUUUGUAGAAAUGUAUUAUUUACAGAUCUGAGAAAAUGUCAUAUGCUUUUUCUCUUCACAUUGUGUCAUUCUUUCCCUCAUGUGAGUAACAUUCUAGUUUUCACUGUUGUGUUUACUCUGUGCAUUUACAAAGCUGUGCUUACAAUUAAAUUACAUGAAUAAAGAACCUGUACAGAC